Messenger RNA from Akanthomyces muscarius, 1629 nucleotides. RefSeq lists its product as uncharacterized. The transcript is spliced from 6 exons. The coding region runs from base 1 to 1629 and encodes 542 amino acids. Gene Ontology annotation, molecular function: transmembrane transporter activity. Gene Ontology annotation, biological process: transmembrane transport. The record is from RefSeq and is a predicted model, not a curated record. NCBI's taxonomy places the organism in Eukaryota, Fungi, Ascomycota, Sordariomycetes, Hypocreales, Cordycipitaceae.
AUGCAUUUGCGCUCUGCCGACUUUUGCCUGUGCCUGUGUCGGGUCCGGGUCGUCGCAAUCAAGACAUCGGAGCAGAGACCGGAGGAGACCAGCCGGGCUAAAUUAACUCCGGUGCCUGUGUUGGCUGUCACAACUCUUCGAAACCCUGAUGAUUUCCCUGCGUUGCAGCUUUUCCUGCUAGCCAUUGUCCGCCUCGCGGAACCAAUCGCCCUCACUUCCAUCUAUCCAUACGCCUGGGCUCUUGUCAAGCAAUACAAUUUCGGUGACGAACAAGAUGCUUCCUUCUACUCUGGUAUCCUCAUCUCGGCCUUCUCUCUGGCCGAGGCUGUCAUGGGCAUGUACUGGGGGGGCCUCUCUGACCGAGUCGGCCGCAAGCCCGUCUUGAUCCUUGGCUGCGUAGGUACCAUGUUUAGCAUGGUCAUGGUCGGUUUCGCCUCCAACAUUUGGAUUGCUUUGCUCGGUCGCGCUAUUGGUGGUUUCCUCAACGGCAACAUUGGUGUCAUCCAGACCAUGGUUGGUGAACUUGUCACAAAGCCCGAACACGAACCCAAAGCGUUUGCUGUCAUGCCAUUUGUCUGGAGCAUUGGUACCAUCAUUGGUCCUUGCAUCGGCGGCACAUUUGCUGAUCCCGCUGACUCUUGGCCCGAACUGUUCCCUCGCGAUGGCUUGUUCGGUCGCUUCCCGUACCUCCUUCCAAACCUUCUUUGCGCAUUUCUGCUUUUCAUCAGCAUCAUCUUGGGCUUCUUCCUCCUUGAGGAAACCCACCCUGAUAUGCAGCCCCGAGUUCUGCUCCCUGCGGACACCUACGUCUCGGAAGAGACUCCGCUGAUGGAAACUUCAGAUGCCAUGAAGCGUCCUGCCAUCGACCUACGCGCAGAGACUUACGGAACCAUGCGAGAGACUAGCGAACAACGCCAAGAAGCCAUUGAGUCUGAAGAGAAGUCCCUCUUCUCUGUUCCCGUGUGGAACAAGCGCGUCGUCGGCUUCAUCAUCGCCCUCUCCAUCUUCACCUACCACUCCAUGACCUACGACCACCUCAUGCCCAUCUUCUUCGAAGAUGAGAGAGCCUCGACUCUCGUGUCCGCGCUCAAGGUCGGUCUCAUCAUGGCCGUCAACGGAGGCAUCGCCCUGUUUGUCCAAGCAGUCAUCUUCCCGCUCGCUGCGGAGAGAUUUGGUGUGUACAGACUCUUCCUCAUCGUGACAGUGCUCCACCCCAUCAUCUACGCCAUUGUCCCCUUUCUUCUCUACGUCCCCGAGUCCAUGCUCUUCCCUGCCAUCUACUCUUGCUUGGCCGUGCGAAACAUUCUCUCCAUCACCCUCUACCCUCUCCUCCUCAUCCUCAUCAAGGAGGCUGUUCCCACUUGGAGUGCUUUAGGCAAGGUGAACGGCCUGGCUGCUAGCGCUGGUGCAGCAUGCCGCAUGAUCGCACCUCCUAUUGCAGGCUAUCUGUAUACCGCUGGUAGCAAGAUUGACUGCACCGCUCUGGCUUGGUAUGGCAGCGUCCUUGUCGCUAUCGCCGGGUCCAUCCAGUGCUUCUCUGUUCCGCGACCACGAGUUGAUCGAUCGGAAGAGAGUGCAGCCCAAUACACUCAGGUCGCCGCUGAAGUUUCAGUUGCUGACAGAGAGUAG